Colias croceus (clouded yellow) is the source of this 2774-nucleotide messenger RNA. RefSeq lists its product as uncharacterized. The transcript has 2 exons. The coding region runs from base 352 to 2391 and encodes 679 amino acids. Lineage: Eukaryota; Metazoa; Arthropoda; Insecta; Lepidoptera; Pieridae. The record is from RefSeq and is a predicted model, not a curated record.
GCCGCGCGCCGCCACUCCGCAUCGCUCUGCCGCCGGGGAAACGCGUGCUCACUCCGCCGCCGAAAGUUUCGAAACAGCCUCUUACAAGUGUUGCAACCGCCGCCCGCAACACUCUCGAAAUCGUGUGUCUAUCGGAAUUACGAUUCGCAACAUUUUUUUGUCGGUCGUUUUCACCGAGUGCAUUCAGUGUGGAAGCCGCAUUCCGAACCGGUGUUCUUUAAUGGACGAGUGUACUACUGUGUGUGUUCAGUGACUGGUUUAGUGUCGCCGUGAACUAGUGCUUAGAAAGUUCCCCUCGAGUGAACCCUCCCGUGUCGUUCAUAAUGUAAGAUUGAUAAAAAGCUACUAGAAAUGGCUCUCGGUGCGCUCAGUGAAAACGAGCGUCUUUGCUUGGACGCAAAAAGCCAAGAACGACAGGACGUCGAGAAACCGACGUCGGACGUGAAGUCGAACGGUUUGAGAGUUCGCUUUCUCGAUGAGGAGGGCAAAACUGAAAGAACGGUCGACGCCGAUGAAGUGGACAGUGCCGUGAAUCGGGUCAAAAAGAUACACAUUCUUAAAAACAGGAGCUCGAGCGAAACGAGCAUUCUCUUGCGAAACACCUCUCUCAUAAAGAGGCGUUCGACGGAGCGCAGAUACAGCGAUGGGAAUCCAGACAGCUUGAAUAACAAUUCGCUCAGAGAGAAUCUGAACGGUAAAAGUGAGAUAGAAAAGACUGAAGACGGUACCAAAGAGAGUCACUUCCGACGCAACAGCAACGUGUACAGCGUCAACCAGGCGAAGACGUUGACGCCGGAGCGGAAGCGAAUCCCGCUAACGAUCCCGCGGCUGAUCAGCCACAGAGAGCACGUAAAGAGCAUUCUGCCCGCGGAAGUGUGUCUCGCAGAUGUCGGUACCGGGAAGGACUUUACGGCCCGUGCGAUUGGGAAGUUGUCCCGGGGUUUAGGAAGGCUGCUGCGUCGCACCAACAGCGUCCGGAUCAGUGAGCCAGAUCCUGUGUACAAAGUUGCGUAUCUUGGCAACGUGCUCACCGGCUGGGCUAGAGGUGAGGGUUGCAUAGAGAAGCCGCUCGCUACUCUAUGGCGCAACUACCAACAAUCCACGAAACCCGACGUGGUCAUGAAGCUCUCCGUCACCAACUCCGGCCUCAAAGGCUUCACCAAAGAACACGGACUCACGGAGUACUGGUCCCACCGCAUCACCUACUGCACCAGCCCACCCCACUACCCCAAGCUCUUCUGCUGGGUCUACCGCCACGAAGGGAAGAAACUGAAACACGAACUCCGUUGCCACGCCGUUUUAUGCACCAAAGAAUCCAUUUCAAAGAGAAUUUCUGAAGAAUUACAAGUUAAGUUAAAACAGGCCCUAGUCGAAUUUAAGAAGGAUCGUAUCUGCAAACAGAACGCCAGGCUCAGCCUUGCGAAUAGCAUCUAUGAGAAUCCCAGUAUGCCCCGUAGAAAGAUAAUGCUCAGUGUAGGCGCACUCAAUUAUAGGCCACCGUUGGAGCGUUCCAAAUCAGCUCCAAAACUCGGUGCUAUUGAGGAACUUUGCUCGGAAGAAGACGAAGAAGAAGCUGAGAUGAAUGCGAAGAAACCUAUAGAUGACGAUUACGACACACAAACUCUGGACAGGCGGCGGCAGGAUGUGAAAUCACCUCGCAAAUUAUCAUGUCCAGACGUCGUCAAGCGAAUCCGUUCUGAAUCAGAAGGUUCGGACGCCGCUGAUGACAUUAUACACCUUCUCGUCCGCGAGACAAAUUACAAAACUGAAACCGAGGAACCUAGUCACAAUGAUACCGACAAAUUGAUAAAACCACUAGAAUCGAUAGCGGAGAUGGGUGAAUUGAGCACGAUUUGUGAUAGAAAGGAAUUGCUACAAAGUAACUACCUCGUCACGGACAGCGACGACGGUUCUGUUUCUUCAGGAUGUGAGACUGCAAGUACGGUGACGUCGUCUGACACUGAGCCCAUCUCUCUGCCACAAUUCCACGAAGAGAACAAAGAGGACAGCGAUGACGAACGAGUGUCAGCAUUUGACAGCGUGCGUUUUGGCACCAUACGUGGCAGCAGCAGGAGCUAUAACCAUGCAUCAAUAAAGGAAGAGUGCGAAGACAUCUCAGAUGAGGUGAACCACGUACCGAUCGGAGAGAGGAACGGUUUUCGACGACGGUCCACAUACCCGCUGCUACGAGGUGACUCCGGCGUGACGAAUCUCGAAGGCAAAUUUGAGUCGCUCAUUGACAAUCUAACAGAUGUAGAGAGCUUGCACUCGAGCACUGAAACCGAUGUAUUCAAAACGGUCGGCGACAACGACAGCGCUUGCAGCGAUGAAUCGGGAUAUUCUGAACUGCUGGAAAAGGAAAGCAUUAUUGGCAACACGAUAAUGGUUUAAUUUAACGCCACAUACAUGCACGGUUAAGAUGAUAUCUAGUAUAGAUUAAUAUAUGUGUGAAUAGUAGAUAAUUAUACAUGUAAAUAAAUAGAGAGAUAUUAUGUACUUUUUCAGCUUGUUUUGUAUAUAUUGUAAAAUAAGAUUUAUUAAGUCGUGAUUUAUAUGAGAUUUCAUUAAAUUCUAAUUCUAUUGGAUGACCGUAUUAUGUUAUGAAUAAUAUAUGAUAUAGAACCAUCUUAUUGAAUUAUUGUAAGUAUGCUCGUCACAUUGUCACGGUUAGUAGGUACUUACACAUUCCAUGUUUAUACAUUUGUAUCUCAGGUCAUUCACCUAUGUCUGUAGAGAAAAAUUACUUUAAAAAAUAAAUAUUAAAAACAGUUAAA